This is a messenger RNA of Megalopta genalis, 1414 nucleotides long. The record is from RefSeq and is a predicted model, not a curated record. Lineage: Eukaryota; Metazoa; Arthropoda; Insecta; Hymenoptera; Halictidae.
UUGACGCUCCGAAACUGCGCUCAACAUCAAAUCAUCAGUUCCCGUUCUAAAUAAACCAUACAAUUUACGAACCGUAAUCGGCGCCAAAUAAUUCCAGGACAUCCGAUACACACAAUUCCACAUGCAUCCCAAAAUUCGACGUGUCAAAAUUAACCUUCAAUUCAUACAUCGAUUAACCUGCAGCAGCAAAUUUUGAAUGCUGCGAGCACAACUGUAUAGCACAUAAACAACUUAAAGUUACGUAAUAAUAUGAAAAAAAAUGCAAAGUCCGGCCUCGUCGGAAGAAAUUCUGGCGUCGACCAAGUUCGCGAAUAUAAAUCGACUUCCUAGCCACGCGGCGCACAGGACCAGCCAGAAUUCGAACUCGACUCGCACGCGAACGAUUUCGCGCGACACGGAUUUCGCCGCACAUUCAACGCAUCAAACGUCUAGGGAACAUGGGGAUUCGAAACAGAACAAAGCUCGCGCAAGCACCCCUCGGAGCCGUCGAAAUGAACAGAAAUCUGAGAAUCCGGUGACGAGAUGUUUCCGUUGGUCGACUCAGUGUUGCAGGGCGCCGCAACGUAAAAAAGCUGGCAAACGUACGAAAGGUUUUUGGGGGAGUCUGAAGGAGAAGAUGAAGAGGAGCAGCAAGAAAAAGAAGCCGACUUCUGAAUCAGAAUUACAGGAGCGAGCAAAAGCCGACCAAGUCAGUACUUCGACCGUGGAAUAUCCGGAAUCGAGCGAGACCGUGUACGAAAGAUCCAAGAAGCAUAAGAGAACGAGCGAUGCUGCCGAUAGCGUAGACACUGCCCGUCCCGCAGAUGCUCCGCAAGUACGUCUUGCACAAAUUCCGCACGAUGCACAAGCUGCAGAAGAUGCAGAUGCUGCGCGUGCUGCAGAUCCGAGAGUGAAGGACAUUCUGGAGAAAGGGUAUCUCGAUUUCACAAAAAGUUGUUGUUACAUGUGUGCCAAUGCGAUGGUACUUGUUGGUGCGAUGCCUGGCACAGCUGAGAAAUUACACGUGUCGAUCCAAGCUUCAGGUACCCUCACGGAGAAAGCUGAUAAAAGCACCAGCCCGAUGUCAUACGUCAGAACGGUGCAAUCCUCUGUCAGAGUGAAGGUGCGUAACAUCGGUACCGACUACUCGAAAGUGAAGAAACCCUCGAGACCUAAGUUGACGUUGAAGGAUUUCAAGGACGCGGUUUCGCAAAAAUUGCCGAAAAUACCGAAAAUGCCGAAACUGAUGAAGGCGAGAACGCCGAAGGAGCUGCGUGGAGAAAAAGCUUCAAAGAGACCACCGACGCGAACCGUUGCUUGUGGAACAAAUACGUCGUCGAAACAAACUAAUACCCCGCAAUGCAUGGCGGGCCGUGCGACUCAAUGUGUCAGGGAAAAGAAGUAAUAUUUCUGUAUAUAAUGAGUCGAAACAUGA